GAUGGACGCUGAAAGCUACAAUUCGCUUCCCAACCUGCCGCUGGAAACUGGCUGCCCAAUGGAUUCCUUCCUAGGGACAGACACGGAUGUCUCCUGCAUCGACGCUGAGUCCUUAGCCUUCCCGGCAAAGAUCCCUAUUUCAGUUGAAGUGUGUCUCAAGGCAGAUUCUUCAGCUUCUUUUGACCACGUCCGUGCAUCUAUCUUCAGGCUGCUUGCAAAGAGACAUCAAGCUUUUGCAAAUGGCCCUGUUGUGCUUGAUUCGGGCGAAGACCCAUUUAUUGAUGGAAACGUAGCUUCGAUCAACUUUGUCGACAUUGAUGAGCAGGCAAUUGGGAAUCAGGUUAUUCUAUUUUGGCAAGUCGAUCUUCAGAUCAGCAUCUUCAAGUUGUGUCGAGGAGGUGCUGUUGAAGAUAUGGAGCAAGAGCAAGAGGUCGCAUCAUUUGAAUCCUGGAAUCUUCCUUCAGAGGAUUUUCAUGGUCUUUGGGAAAGCCUGGUUUAUGAUUCGGGUAUUAAGCACCGACUUCUUCGAUAUGCUGGCAGUGCCCUUCUGUUUUCAGACAAAGGCGUAAACUGUCAGCUUGUUUCUUGGAACAGGUGAUUGUAUUCAAUAGCUCUGGUCGUGACCCACCGUCACUAUAAUUGCUGAACCUUCUAUGAAUUUCCAGGGUGGUUUUGCUGUUCGGACCACCUGGUACAGGAAAGACAUCACUGUGGUAAGCCAGCUCCGUGGGGACGUAUAAAUGACUAUUAUACAAAUAUCAGCAUUGUCAGGGGCAUUGAGUAAGUACAGACCCCUUUUUCUUGAAAUCUGGCUCACCUUGUGUUGUGUUAGCUUGUGUAUUCAGCAAAGCACUGGCCCAGAAGCUUUCGAUACGCUUCAAGGAAAGGUGAUUUAUUCUCGUUUUGUCAGCCAUUGCAUUAUGUGGUUCAGGCAUUCUUCAUGACACCAGUCUACAGGUAUCAGACAGCCCACCUUAUUGAAGUUAAUGCGCACUCGCUCUUCAGCAAGUGGUUUUCAGAAAGUGCAAAGCUUGUGAGCAAGCUGUUCAGUCACAUCCAGUCGUUUGUGGAAGAUCAAAGCUCGUUGGUGUUUGUACUUAUUGGUACGUAAAAGCAUGCCGCAUCCUUUUCCUCUAUGCUUUCAUGCACGUGAGCUGCCUACAAACGUCGUUUUUCUUCAGACGAAGUUGAAAGCUUGGCUGCUGCACGUCAAGCUGCUUUGAAUGGCUCAGACCCCUCGGACGCGAUAAGGGUGCGUGGAUCAGUCGUGGCUUCGGUAUGAGUUUAUGCUGACUUAACUGUGUGCGUUGUUUUGCAGGUCGUGAAUGCUUUGUUGACUCAACUUGAUAAGCUAAAACACCAUUCUAAUGUCAUGAUGCUGACAACCUCGAACAUUACACAUGCCAUUGAUCUUGCAUUUAUUGACCGGGCUGACAUCAAGGCAUUUAUUGGGCCACCAUCACUGCAAGGACGGUAUAAUAUGUUGCAUUCUAGCUUCUGCGAGCUUCAACGCGUUGGGAUUGUUGAAGAGGAGGAGGGCGAUACAGUUUAUCCGUGCACGUACAAUGAGGUGACGCUGAGCGAUUCUGAAAACAACGACAGUGGGAGCAAGGGUUUGCACUUGGGAAAACGUCUUCUCCAAGUCGCCCAGUCUUGUGAGGGGCUUAGUGGGAGGAUCCUAAGGAAACUUCCCUUUCUGGCACAUGCUACAAGCAGCGUACCUGGUUCCUGCUCAGCAGACAUCUUCAUUGACAAGCUGCAGUCAGCUGUCCAGAAGGAGCUGGAAGACAGGAAUAACAUGGCUGAGAGCUAGCACCAAAGCUUGUACUCGAAUGAGUGAUAUGGUUGACACUCUCUUUACGAUAACUACUGUAGAGUGAUUCGGUCAGCACUACAGCACCGUACUAUGGAUUGUUUCUUGAUCACCCUGGAUUGAUUCGUCCA
This is a messenger RNA of Closterium sp. NIES-67, 1944 nucleotides long. NCBI's taxonomy places the organism in Eukaryota, Viridiplantae, Streptophyta, Zygnematophyceae, Desmidiales, Closteriaceae. The record is from the annotation of a GenBank genome assembly.